Oncorhynchus mykiss (rainbow trout) is the source of this 914-nucleotide messenger RNA. The record is from RefSeq and is a predicted model, not a curated record. Lineage: Eukaryota; Metazoa; Chordata; Actinopteri; Salmoniformes; Salmonidae.
AGAGUGUUUGCUGCAGCUCACCGGUCAAUGUGUCACGUUGACAUGAUCCUAUAGUUCUACAUGACUUCUGUCUUUAACCGGACAAUAUGAGGAUUUAUUCGGUCUGCAUGUUGUGUUCACUAAUUAUUAUAUCAUCAACAGCAAGUGACACAGGCGUUCAACCCAUUGUGGCCUUAGUUGGUGAUGACGUCAUCCUGCCUUGCACCUUGAGACACACCGUCAGCGCUGUGCAUCAGUCAGUAGAGUGGCAGAGACCGGACCUAAAACCAAAAGAGGUCCAUCUUUACAGAGAUGAGAAGGACGAUCUGGUGCUCCAGAAUCCAGUCUUCAGGGGAAGGACGUCACUGUUCAAAGAGGAACUAGAGAACGGCAACACUAGUUUAAAGUUGACCAGAGUGAAACUCUCUGAUGCUGGAAACUACACCUGUUACAUUCCACUGCUGGACCACCAGAAAACCAUCAUUCAACUCCUUGUUGGUGCUGUGUCCAGACCAGUUAUCAUCAUUGAGAGAAUGGAAGGCGAUGAGGUGGUCCUGCGGUGUGAGGCUGAAGGCUGCUACCCAGAGCCUGUCAUGGAGUGGUGUGACGCUCAGGGACGUGUCCUCCCUGCUGCUGGACCUACAGAGACGUCCAGAGACCGUGAAGGCUGCUACACUGUGACAAGCCAUGUCAUCGUCCCGAACUCUGACAACAACACCUUCACCUGUCGCGUUCAACAGUUGGAGAUCAAACACAUGAAGGAGAGACAGGUUCAUGUUCCAGAUCAAAUGUUUCCUAAGACGUGUCAUUCCUGCUGGCUGACAGUUCUUGGAGCAGUUCUUGGAGCAGUUCUUGUUGAAGCUGUAGCUGGAGGUCUCUACUUGUUGAUAAGAAAAGGACAUAGACCUUCAGAAAGGAAGCGUGGACGUCAGUAA